ACGGCCUCCAAAGCGAAGAUAUCGAAGCCACAGCUUCGCUUCGUUAGCAUUUUGCGAGCGGCAAAGUGAUUUAAUUGUCCUCGUGCGAAUGUCUAGACAGAAUUAAUCCUCGAAUAAUAUGAAGAAAGCCAAGCCGCUGCUGCACGACCAUCUUAUAACGAUCCGAGUAAAGAAGUAUCUGGAGGAGCACAUCGGGGAAACCUACCUGGAUGUGAAGCAGAUGACCAGGGAGUUGAUGCAAAAGUAUCCGGAAUAUUCACGUCGCAAAUUCGGACCAUUCAGACAGCUGGUGCACCAAGCAUUCUCGAUCAUUUCGGAAAGCUACAACUUGGACAAGGUAAGCAGUUCCGAGGAAGAUUGUGUUAGCGAGGAUUCCGAGGCACCACCCACGAAUAGUGUAAUGAACAAUAUGAUGAACAGCCUGUACAGUCAACCAAGAAAGCCGCUGGCGCCCAAGCCAAUCAGCGAGCCCAUCGAUAUAUCCAGUGGAGACGAGAACGAAGAUGACUCCAAUACAAACACCACCAACGGAGAUGGAGGAGCUGCUGCUGCUGCUCCUCCUCCUAAUCCAGCAGUGCAGGGCAGCGCUUUGAAACGCCUGAUGCAGGACGUGCCGGAGAUCGCAGUGGCUGCAAAGAAAGUAGCUAAACCGAAUACUAUUCACGCCGGCAGUGCGGAUACCAUUCAAAAGCUGCACCAAGUUGUGGGCAAUAGGGCGAAAAAUCUUUCAGAGGACGCCGUACCGCGUUCCAAAGAUCACCGUAAUGUGCCUGGCUUAUAUCAGCAGUUGCACCAAAACCCAAGUCGCGAUCGCCUCCGGAAGUUCAAAAGGGAUCUGGAGGUGCAGCACCCCACGGAAAGUUUCCGGGACAUUGGUGGCAUGGAUAGCACUCUAAAGGAGCUGUGUGAAAUGCUGAUCCAUAUCAAGUCGCCGGAGUUCUACUUUCAAUUGGGACUAUUGCCUUCGAGAGGUUUAUUGCUGCAUGGACCGCCAGGCUGUGGCAAAACCUUUCUUGCUCGUGCCAUUAGCGGGCAACUAAAAAUGCCUCUGAUGGAAAUUCCAGCCACGGAACUAAUUGGUGGCAUCUCUGGUGAGUCGGAAGAGCGGAUUCGCGAGGUCUUUGAUCAGGCCAUUGGCUACUCGCCUUGUGUGCUUUUCAUCGAUGAGAUCGACGCCAUCGGAGGAAAUCGUCAGUGGGCGUCCAAGGAUAUGGAACGUCGCAUUGUUUCGCAGCUGAUAAGCAGCCUGGACAACCUGAAGGCCAAUGAGUUUGGCCAAUCAGUUGUCGUCAUAGCGGCCACCACGCGUCCCGAUGUCCUGGACCCUGGACUUCGUCGCAUCGGUCGCUUCGAUCACGAAAUUGCCAUACACAUCCCGUCGCGGAAGGAGCGUCGUGAAAUCUUACGCAUCCAGUGCGAAGGCUUGUCCGUCGAUCCCAAACUAAAUUAUGAUAAGAUUGCAGAGCUAACACCGGGAUAUGUCGGUGCUGAUCUGAUGGCUCUCGUCAGCCGGGCAGCUUCUGUGGCCGUAAAGCGUAGGUCCAUGAAGAAGUUCCGUGAACUGCACGCUGCCAGUGAGAAGAACAUGACAACGGUCACUUUGGAUGACGACGAGCCCAGCGAGGACGCAGAUGAACCAACAACUGUGGCUGACUCAAAAGAUAAAGAAGAAACUGCAAAAGAUGCAGAGGCAGAAGAAAAAGAAGAUGGUGACAAGGAAACAUCUGAUAAGGAUAAAUCAGAAGGCGACUCGCCCAAAAUUGAAACCCCCAAGAAAGCGACCAACGGCAAAUCAUUGAUGAAGUCGCCGAAGAAAACACCGAAGAAAUCAGCGGAGCAACCAACGGACGCAGCCAUGGAUGUGGACGAAGUCGCUCCCGAGGCGCCGAAAAAAGCCGUUGAGCAGGAGGUGGAUUCCUCCUCCUCCAACGACGAGUACUAUGAACCCACGCUGGCCGAGCUGACCAAUUUUCUUGACAACCCCCCCGAGGAGUUCGCCGACCCAAACUUCUGCCUCACUCUCAUCGAUUUCGUAGAUGCCAUUAAGGUGAUGCAGCCUUCGGCCAAGCGCGAGGGCUUUAUAACAGUGCCAGACACCACGUGGGAUGACAUUGGUGCCCUAGAGAAAAUUCGCGAAGAGCUCAAGUUGGCUGUCUUGGCACCAGUUAAGUAUCCAGAAAUGCUGGAACGUCUUGGGCUGACAGCUCCGUCAGGUGUUCUGCUAUGCGGUCCGCCGGGGUGCGGCAAAACACUUUUGGCCAAGGCUAUUGCCAAUGAGGCUGGCAUCAAUUUCAUAUCGGUGAAGGGCCCCGAGCUUAUGAACAUGUAUGUCGGCGAGAGCGAACGCGCUGUCCGUGCCUGUUUCCAACGUGCCCGUAACUCUGCACCCUGCGUCAUCUUCUUCGACGAGUUCGACUCCUUGUGUCCCAAGCGAUCGGAUGGUGGCGAUGGUAACAAUUCGGGCACUCGUAUCGUUAACCAACUGCUGACCGAAAUGGAUGGCGUCGAGGAGCGUAAGGGUGUGUACAUAUUGGCGGCCACCAACAGACCUGAUAUCAUUGAUCCGGCCAUCCUGCGACCGGGUCGCCUGGACACCAUUUUGUACGUGGGUUUCCCCGAGCAGAGCGAACGUACCGAGAUUUUGAAGGCCACCACAAAGAACGGAAAGCGUCCGCUUCUGGCCGACGAUGUGGAUCUCGAUGAAAUUGCUGCCCAAACCGAGGGCUAUACUGGCGCAGAUUUGGCAGGAUUGGUCAAGCAGGCCUCCAUGUUCUCCCUGCGUCAAUCUCUAAACAACGGCGACACAAAUCUCGACGAUCUGUGCGUACGCAGCCAGCAUUUCAAGGAAGCUUUGCAGCAGCUUCGGCCCUCCGUUAACGAACAGGACCGCAAAAUAUACGAUAAACUGCGCCUGAAAUAUGCUGCACCUAGGGUACCCAGCCCAAAUGAUAAGUAAACCGAUCAACAAUAUUGAGUUUGUUGUUUUAGCACCAUCGCGAACCAAUUUAAUUGUAAAUUGCGAAAUGUUACCCAGAAAAAACAAUUUAACCUACCAUGUGAAAUGUA
This is a messenger RNA of Drosophila simulans, 3066 nucleotides long. RefSeq names its product nuclear valosin-containing protein-like (gene smid). NCBI's taxonomy places the organism in Eukaryota, Metazoa, Arthropoda, Insecta, Diptera, Drosophilidae. The record is from RefSeq and is a predicted model, not a curated record. Gene Ontology annotation, cellular component: nucleus. Gene Ontology annotation, biological process: ribosome biogenesis. Gene Ontology annotation, molecular function: ATP hydrolysis activity; preribosome binding; RNA binding. Bases 119 to 2956 code for a protein of 945 amino acids. The transcript is spliced from 9 exons.